Oryzias latipes (Japanese medaka) is the source of this 1821-nucleotide messenger RNA. RefSeq names its product chromosome 24 C1orf198 homolog (gene c24h1orf198). The record is from RefSeq and is a predicted model, not a curated record. NCBI's taxonomy places the organism in Eukaryota, Metazoa, Chordata, Actinopteri, Beloniformes, Adrianichthyidae.
UCCCAUGAUAACAUCAGUCGGCACCCGUCAAAGAUGGCCGCCGCUACGAUGCAAGGGCUCGGCGCCCACAGAAUGGAGGAAAAGAAGUUGGAGUACUUCUCUUCCAUCAACUCCAUGGCGAGGAAGAUCAUGCAGGAACGGGAGAAAAUCAAAGCCAAGCACGGGUCGUCCUGGGAUAAAAUGACACCGCAGGAACAGGACAACGCCAUCGAUAACUGGAUGAUGGACCCUCAAAUCCGAGCCCGAUAUGCUAUGCACAGAGUGGAGCGCGAGGAGGUGGUUUGUUACCCCAAACUACUCAUUCAGACCGGCCAGAAGAUAGUCCACUUCGGUGAAGAGGACAUUACGUGGCAGGAUGAGCAUUCUGCUCCAUUUUCAUGGGAAACAAAGAGUCAGAUGGAGUUAAGCCUGAGCUCAGAAUCUGCAGAUCAGAGCCCUGCUGUCUCACAGGCAGAACCAAAGCCGGCAAAAGCUCCUCAUCCCAAUCAGGGGAGCAAGAGCACACCUGCAACCAAGGUGUCUGCCAGCGAGGGGCAGAAACCUGGGGAGGAGUCCUCCUUCUGGAAGAUCACCUCUGUAAGGUCCAGGCUGGAGAGUGAAAAGACCGGCUUCCAGUCCCUGACACCCAGCCAGAUCAAAUCCAUGGAGAAGGGAGAGAAGCCCCUCCCCUCUUACCUCAGACAGGAGAGCUCCAAGGGAGCAGAGCCAGCAGAACAUCCGCCUCCUGCUCCUGCCAAGUCCAUUAAACACCGAGCCCCCAAGCCUCCUGCCCCCCCGCCCCCUGUGCCCGCCUCCUCCACCACCGUCAGCGCCACACCCGCCUCCAUCUCCAUUGCGCCCAGCCCGGCCCCGCCCAGCAGCACCUCCACUGGAGGCUGGGAGAGAUCCCAGAGCACCCUGCCGUUGGCCGGCAGCAGCCUGGAUGAAAUGUUCCCCUCCAGCCUGAUGUCUAAGCCGUCUAGCACCCCCGCCUCAGCAGAAAGGGAGGACAAAGCUUCGACCAACUUGGACAUGAGCCCGACCUUCUCCCAGUUCAACACCAGCAGCAGCAUCCUGAAGACCGGCUUCGACUUCUUGGACAACUGGUAAAGCUAAGCUGUGAGCGCACCCCCCCCCCCAACAAGUCCUCAUCACCCGCUUCCCAUGGGCUGUUGCCAUGACAACAAGACCUCCUCGUUUUUCUCAGCUUCAGCAGCUUGAAAUACCUUUUUUUUUUUCCUCUUUUGUGUUGAUCUUCAGUGGAUUCCAAACCUUUUAGCGUGACGCUCAUCAAUGUUUUUACUGCACUGAUGCACUGAUGUUCAUGAAAACAUUCUCACCACAUCAGAGAUGCUCAUAACUUCCAUAAGCAGCUUUGUGUUUUUAUCACACGGUGCCGACACUAAAAUCCACGUCACUUUAUUUGAGUACGUUUCUAUUCUACUUAAAACAUAUUUAUUACUGUUUCAGAUCAUUCUUGUUCCUGCAGAUUGUAGAAAAUCUCACAGAAAAGGAGGGAAAAAGUACCUUUUACUGUCAGAUUUAAUGUGUUGGGUGUUUUGGGACGGAAGACGCAAUGUGCAGUUUUCUCAGGAGUUCACAACUAUUGUUGGGGUGGGUUGCUAUGGUAACUUUUUUCCAAAGGUACAGAUCUGACUGGCAAAUGGACAGCACAGGUUUGCAGCGGGGAUUUUUGCUUGUAGAAAUUAAAUCUGAUGCAAAACUAUAGAACUAUUUUCCAGAUGUUUAUAUUUAUCUGCUGAUUGUAACUUCCUGUGUGUAAUUCCUGUGUUUUGAAGCUACGCAUUGAAAGUAGGUCAAAUAAAUGAAGCGUCAAUCGUG